GGGGCCUCGCACUCGAGUCGUAGGAGCUGCAGGUCUUACCCGGAGAGACGCUGCACGCGGAGUGGGGGGCCGCUGCCGUUCUCAGCCGGCCGAGGAGCGCGGGCGGGGGCGACAGGGCCGAUUCCGGAGCGGGACUGCUCUCUGGAAGACUUCAGCCAUGACUAAAAGAGAAGCAGAGGAGCUGAUAGAGAUUGAGAUUGAUGGAACAGAGAAGUCAGAGUGUACAGAAGAAAGCAUCGUAGAACAAACCUAUACCCCGGCUGAAUGUGUGAGCCAGGCCAUAGACAUCAAUGAGCCAAUAGGCAACUUAAAGAAACUACUAGAACCAAGACUACAGUGUUCAUUGGAUGCUCAUGAAAUCUGUCUGCAAGAUAUCCAGCUGGAUCCAGAGCGAAGUUUGUUUGACCAAGGAGUGAAGACAGAUGGAACUGUACAGCUUAGUGUACAGGUAAUUUCUUACCAAGGAAUUGAGCCAAAGCUAAACAUCCUUGAAAUUGUCAAACCUGCGGAAACUGUUGAAGUAGUUAUAGACCCAGACGCCCACCAUGCUGAAGCUGAAGCCCAUCUGGUUGAGGAAGCUCAAGUGAUAACUCUUGAUGGCACAAAACACAUCACCACCAUCUCAGAUGAAACCUCAGAACAAGUGACGAGAUGGGCAGCCGCAUUGGAAGGUUACAGGAAAGAGCAAGAACGCCUGGGGAUACCCUACGAUCCUAUACAGUGGUCCACAGACCAAGUCCUGCAUUGGGUGGUCUGGGUGAUGAAGGAAUUCAGCAUGACUGAUAUAGAUCUCACCACGCUGAACAUUUCGGGAAGAGAAUUAUGUAGCCUCAGUCAAGAAGAUUUUUUUCAGCGAGUUCCUCGGGGAGAAAUUCUCUGGAGUCAUCUGGAACUUCUUCGAAAAUAUGUAUUGGCAAGCCAAGAACAACAGAUGAAUGAGAUAGUUACAAUUGAUCAGCCUGUGCAGAUUAUCCCAGCCUCAGUGCAGUCUGCUACACCAACUACCAUUAAAGUUAUCAAUGGUGGCACAAAGGCAGCCAAAGUGCAGAGAGCUCCACGGAUUUCAGGAGAAGAUAGAAGCUCCCCCGGGAACAGGACAGGAAACAAUGGCCAGAUCCAGCUAUGGCAGUUUUUGCUAGAGCUUCUUACUGACAAGGAUGCUCGGGACUGCAUUUCCUGGGUUGGCGAUGAAGGCGAGUUUAAGCUGAAUCAGCCCGAACUGGUGGCACAAAAAUGGGGACAGCGUAAAAAUAAACCUACUAUGAACUAUGAGAAACUCAGCCGUGCAUUAAGGUAUUAUUAUGAUGGGGACAUGAUUUGUAAAGUUCAAGGCAAGAGGUUUGUGUACAAGUUUGUUUGUGACUUGAAGACUCUUAUUGGAUACAGUGCGGCAGAGUUGAACCGUUUGGUCACAGAAUGUGAACAGAAGAAACUUGCCAAGAUGCAGCUUCAUGGAAUCGCCCAGCCAGUCACAGCAGUAGCCCUGGCCACUGCUUCUCUGCAAACAGAAAAGGAUAAUUGAGUCCCAGGACCUUCUGGGAGGCUGAGGACUUUCUGAAAUAUUUAGAGCAAGUAUUGCUCUUACCUCUACUACCGAAUUUGAAGCUUUUAUUUCUAGACUGUAAAAUCUGAUGCAUGAUUUUUUUUAUAAAUAUUUCAUAUUCUUGUGAAUUUGGAUCUUUUUACUUUGAGCAUAUAUUUUAGACUAUGUGUAUGUUAAGGGGUCACCACAGUGUUUUCAGUGUGAAGGCAACGUGUGCAUUGUGGGGUAGCUGGUUAACAGUCAGGAAAGCUACACUGGUCAGUAUUAAUGCCUAGCCCUACCAAAAAUAGUCAGUAGCGUGUGAAGAUGAAAAGUCAGUGAAGGAUCUCCAGGAAACAGCCUGCUUAACUAUUUUUGCAAACAGUUAAAAAAUGCUGCUUUAGAUGUUGCUUUACAUAGAGCCAGAAAAUGGCAUUUUCACAGCUAAAGCGUGUGUGACUGUCAUCUAAUCAAGCAGAGCUGAAAUAGUCAUAGCAAACAAAAGUAUAAUGAUAUUAAUAAAUCACUCAACUAAGAGUAUCAAGUUAUUAAUUUAUAUAUUUGCAAGCAAAGACAAUAAGUCGACUGGCAGAAGAGCUGUGCUGAAGUUGGCUUAACUCAAGCCAACUUUAAGGAUUUACUGUAUAGGUUAUACAUAACAUGAGGCCAUGAAGUUAAAUUAUUUUGAGGAGGCAUUUAAUUCUAAUAAACCAGCUAUUACAAAAGUUCUUAAACGAUCUCUGUUUUUCCUGUCAGAGAUUUAAAAAAUUGAAAAAGUAUACCUCAGCCAAAAAAUAAAAAUUUGGUUUGGUUUGGUAUGGCUUUCUUUUUUUUUUUUUUUUUUUCCUUUUAUUACCCCUUAGGGCCAGUUUGUUAAUGCAAGACAGCUCAUGUAUUCAUUCUGUGUCUUCAAAAUGAAAAUUUUAAAUCAGUCAACAGUACUUUACCUUUCAAAACAUCAGUGAAUUACUUGCAAACAGUUUUAAAGGGAAAAUUUGACUUCCAGUAUAGGCAUUCUUCUGUCGUAAAAAACUUUCCAUUUAUUUAAUUUUCUUCCUUUUGAAUAUUACAUAUGUGUGUAUACAGAUAUCUAUAUACAUUUAUAAUUGACCAUAUAUAUUUAUGAAGGUGUAAAAUAUUCAAAAGGAAAAAAAUUAACUCCUUAAAAAUUCUUUAAAGAUUAAUUAAUUCAUAUACAUAUAUAUAUAUAUAACUCUUUGCUUACCAUAAGCUAACACUAAGCAGAAACGGCUAGAAAUGUCUUCUGUCUUCCUUUUUUUUCUUCUUUCUGCCUUUUUGUCACUUGUUUUCAGGCAUGCAUGAAUCGUGAUAUGAGAGACUGGCAAAUAGCUUUUCAUUCCUCUCACAGGAGAAGAUUGAUUCUUUAUUCACCUUCUCCCUCGUCAUUCCCCUUAAAUCCAUCCUCAUGCGGCUUUAUAAAAGCUCAGUUAAUGCUUUUGAGUAGUGAGGAGGAAAGGGCCAAGGUAGUAGGGGCAAGGUGCACCAUUAGUGAUCACUGCUACCAGUACUAAUGAGCAGUGUGGAAGGAUCCAUAUGAGGCAGGGACCCUGGGCACAAGGAGAGAAGAAGGGAUCUAUGAUCUCCUUUGCUGGUAAUCUUAGGGCAUAAUUGUAAGUACUCUGCUAGAGAACUACAACAUAUAAUGUCAGUUUUAUUUAUAUUACUCUAUAAAGGCCUUUAUGACUGUAGUAAACCCAUAUGACUGUAGUAGCUGUUACUUAAAAAUAAUAAAAUUUGUAACUUCCGUUUUUGUUUUUUUAUAAAUGCAAAAUAGACUGACAUCUUAAAUUUUUGUUACAGUUUGGGUACUUUUAUUGCAAGAAUAUUUAAGUAGGGUAACAAUAGGAAAUAAUAGAAGCUAUAUAGUUUCAGAUAACAACUAGGUAACUAAAAAGGAGAUUUUACACCAUCCGCUUGUGGCUUGGGGAGAUGACAAGCUGCUUAUGGUUUAAAAAAAUAAUAUACUAUUCCGAUAUACUGUCAAAAGGUUAAGUAUCUUGACCUUUAUUUGGAUUUUGCAGUGCUUAUCGGGAGAUGACCUGGUAAAGUUUUAGCCAAGAUGAUAUUUUUUUUUAUAUCUCAAUUGAAUGUAUUUUUUUUAAGGCAAGGAAUACCUACAUUUCUUUUUAGACCCCUAACAUCAGACCAUCGUUUCUUUUCUCCUUUAAGCAUUCCCCAGAGACAUUUUUUCUUUUUUCAGCAUUUCCCCCCAUUGGUGGAUUUUGUUUUGUUCCUCAGUGUAAUUUGAAUGGAGACAGUUCUCAUACAUGAUAAAUGCUGUUGCUUUUUUCUUCUUCACCUUCUCUUCCCAUCAUUUUAUGCACUAUGACAUGGGUAAAGUAAUGCGAUGGAUUUCCCCAGUUGAUUCAAGAAACCUUGCAUUACUUUGUAGUUCCAGCUUACCUAUAAGCUAUUUUCUUUGUCCUUGUUCAGGUUAUAAGUAACAGAAGGCUGGAUAGUCUUCAUUUAUUGUCAAAGAAAUAUAAUUCAUGCUGUUCUUUCUCGUAACAGAAUUUACACCAUAUUCAAAGGAAGAAAUAAAUUCUCAGUCACCUUUUUACUUUGUGUGUACAAGAAUAAUGACAUGUUCACUUUUGUUUUAAGACUCGUUUUCCAUAUGAGGUUUUCAUUGAGCCAACUUUCGUAAGUAUCUCUCUAGCCUAAGGUCUGAAAAUCUGUGUUGGCAUCGUAAAAUCAAAAGCAGAGUUGCUGUGUGUGGUUGAUCUUCAUAUCAAUCGACUGGCCACCUUCAUUUUUGUAUCAAGCUAUGCCAGUUAAUUAGGAAAAACUAUUUAGUUGUUUUCCACCUCUAAUGGUGAAACUCAGAUAUGGUAUUUCUUUUAUUGUGUCUCCAGGUAUUUUUGGUGAGGCCUGUUGUUCUCCAUAUUCGUUAUUUUAUGUUACUGCCUUUGAAAAAGAACUAGCGUAUAUUUGAAAUAGCACAAAAUGUUAUAAAAUUCAUAAUUGCAAAACAAACCUGUGACUAACUUCAUGUCUUCAGAUCUAGAGGGUGUAAAAAUAUUGAUAUUUCACUUGCUGCCAGGACAAAAUCUUCUCAAUCUUUUGUAAAAGGGAGGACUUUUGCAUACAUUUUUACUCUUUAAAUAAAGACACUUAUGCUGUCAUAACAACAAUUAUGUAUUUCUUUGUGGUUAAAAAUUUUUUUGUGUAAUUUUACAUAAAACAAUUAUUUUCUAUUUUUACUCAGAUAAAAAGAUAUUUGUGCAUAAAAUGUCAAAAUAGUA
Molecule: messenger RNA, 4788 nt
Organism: Loxodonta africana (African savanna elephant)
Lineage: Eukaryota; Metazoa; Chordata; Mammalia; Proboscidea; Elephantidae
Gene: GABPA
Product: GA binding protein transcription factor subunit alpha
Exons: 10
Coding region: 158-1522 (454 amino acids)
Biological process (GO): cell differentiation; regulation of transcription by RNA polymerase II
Cellular component (GO): nucleus
Molecular function (GO): sequence-specific DNA binding; DNA-binding transcription factor activity, RNA polymerase II-specific
Source: RefSeq, a predicted model, not a curated record